AUGAGUUUAUUAAAAGAUGGUGAGCUAAUUGAACAAGUGGAAUCGUUUUCGUUCAUAUAUAAUAAAAAUGAUCCACUAUUUAAAGAUAAGAUUGCCAAAGAAAAUGCAUGGCAAACUAUAGCCGCAAUUUUGGAUGUGUCUCCUGAUGAAUGUGAACAGAGGUGGUCGAUUCUCAGAAAUCGAUUUACAACUGAGUUAAGACACCUUAAAAACACCCCAUCAGGCAGCCAAGCCACAAGCCAGUGGGCCUUGUUUAAGGCUUUAUCAUUUUUGACCCCGUUUAUUAGUGCCAGAAGAACCAGGGGAAAUAUCACAAAAUCAAGCCUAAAAAGCCCCGAGACAUCCCAUAGCGUAUGGGAUAAUUAUAGUCAAAUUACGGAGCCUGAGCAAGGAUCUGCCGCUUUGUCGACAGAGGAGACAGAUUUUAUGGAGGGUGAGAGCUCAACAACUCCCUCUACUUCCAAGACGCCCUCUACAGGUCGCCGCAGUGUUGAACCCACCCGGAUGUCAGAAUUGCGUGCAGACACCCGGGCCUGUAAAAGGAGGAAAGUAGAAGGCGAAUUGGAGUCCGCCCUAAAGGAGACUAUGACAGGCUUUACAAGCUAUAUAAAUCAAAAAAAUAUUUUGACUUCCCGCCCUGUUUCUCCCGAAACGGCAGACAUGUCAUUUGGGAGAGUGGUGGCAAGUUAUUUGUCAGAAAUAAAAAAUCCAAAAAAAAAGAGAUUGAUUCAGAGAAAAAUUUUGGAUGUUUUUAUAGAAGGUGAUUCAGAGGAAUCAAACUAA
This is a messenger RNA of Brassicogethes aeneus, 783 nucleotides long. The record is from the annotation of a GenBank genome assembly. NCBI's taxonomy places the organism in Eukaryota, Metazoa, Arthropoda, Insecta, Coleoptera, Nitidulidae.